AUGAACCCCAAUCAAAUCGCUAUCGUUAAGAGAAGAAAGAGAAAUGGACCACAAAAGGUUCUUCCGAUCCACAUCAAGAACAUGAUUGUGGAGAAAUGUUAUAUAGAAGAGUCCAUGACCCGAGCCGAAGCAGCCAGGGCAUUUGGUGUCUCAUGGGUGUCGAUUAACAACAUCAUCACCAAGUUCGAGAGGGAUGCUACUGUAGAGCCCAAGAAGCGAGGCGGCUCGCGCGCGGAAAGUCUUAAGAUAACCGAUGAGCAUUCGAAGUUCAUUCAAGACCUCUUGGACGAAUGCUGCACCUUGACUCUUGGUCAAAUGAGAGAGGAACUGUUUAGAAAAUUUCCAGAGCUUCAAGAGCAGAACUUGAGCAUCAGUGGCUUACAUAAGCACAUUAUCAACAACAUCGGGUUCACAU
Molecule: messenger RNA, 415 nt
Organism: Phycomyces blakesleeanus NRRL 1555(-)
Lineage: Eukaryota; Fungi; Mucoromycota; Mucoromycetes; Mucorales; Phycomycetaceae
Product: Homeodomain-like DNA binding domain-containing transcription factor
Exons: 1
Source: RefSeq, a predicted model, not a curated record